Megalobrama amblycephala (Wuchang bream) is the source of this 3932-nucleotide messenger RNA. RefSeq lists its product as uncharacterized. The coding region runs from base 831 to 2582 and encodes 583 amino acids. The transcript has 5 exons. NCBI's taxonomy places the organism in Eukaryota, Metazoa, Chordata, Actinopteri, Cypriniformes, Xenocyprididae. The record is from RefSeq and is a predicted model, not a curated record.
UAUUUUCGUCAUAUACUGUACAUUAAUUUAUAUAGAUUUAUAUUCAUUUAUAUUAGUCAACUUUAUUUAUUUAUAUAGCGUUAAUCAUUUAUAAUCUUUUUCAUAUUAAACUUCUUAUUCCUUAUUAAUUUGCAAUCAUUGCAUCUGCUGGAUCACCAAUCAUUACUGGAUUUUGGAAAAUAAUUUCAUACAUCAAAAACAGCAUUACGAGUGAUUAUUGUUGGACCACUGCAUCUGCAGAAGAACAGCCACAGAUCUCACAGACAAGCUGAUGUUUGCACAUGUUUUAAUGUGGAUGUUGUUAGUGUCACGUACGAGUGGCUGUAAUGAGCGCACAAUGAUUUAACAACCAAACAUGCAGGAGAUCGCUGGAGGAGUCACAGGAAUAUAGCCACAUAACCACAAAUAAAAGUAAGAAAGUAUGAACGGGUGAAUUAAAUUAAAGCAGAAACUAUAUAGGGCACUAAGAACACAGGCAAAACAGCACAGAACAGUUUCACUUUCUGCAUUAGAUCUAGCCCAACAUAGUUUUCCUGACCUUUCCCCGCCCAGAACGGACAUCCUCCUAUUCUCAACAAUAAUCAGAGGACACAAACAACACAAACUUGUACUUGUACUUGAGUGGAUGCUGUGAUUCAUAGAGUCAAAUCAAGUGUUCUGCUGGCAUUUGAAGACAUAGCUUUACUGCAACAGACAUGACUUCUCUUGGGAGACUAGCGUAAAUUGACCCUUAGCAAAGCGCCAUCUGCUGUUUUGGAAAAGGAAGUUGCUCAACUGCAUUUGAGAGAAAAUCAAGACGAGAGAUCCCAUAAAAAGUUCCUGCUCUAAUCAUGGAGGAAGCAGAUCUUUUAUGUGAUUCACUCUUCCGCUGGCUGGAAAAACGAAAGAAAUGUGCAGAUAAGCUGUUGGAACUGGCUCAACAGCUGGAAGACGUUAAUCUGGGCAGCAACGCCUUUCAGGUGGUUGGAGCUGCUACAUCUGUGGUCUCAAUAUCUGGAGCACUUGUUGCCACUUUCUUGACAGGAGGUCUGGCCAGCCCUCUAUUGGCUGCAGCAACAGCAGGCACUAUAGCAAGCACUGUAGUCAGCGUCAUGCCCCCAUUGGUAGAGGCAGGUAUCUCCAGGAUUACCUUAAAUAAAGCUACUGAGUUAAGUAAAGAAGAUGAGAAGGUUGGGAGGAGGAUUCAGAAGCAACUGCAAGAUCUGAAGGACCGGUGUGGAGGAACACAGCUCGGGGAUCAUGCUGAUGAGUUGGACUGUGAGGUGACCACUCAACUGAUGGGUGCUCUGGCCAGAAGGGAUAAUACUCACAUACCCCUGGACUUUCUCAGAGAUUUCAACAGAGCCACGGUCUUUCGUCACCUAACACCAGGUGGACUGGAUUCAGCCGAGGCCUCGCGCUUUAUUGGCCAAGCUCUGGGCAUUGUAAGUUUUUCCGCUGUGAUCGCAGGUAGCCUGAUGUUAUCUGCCGAAGCAAUGGGGAAGAAGAUUGGAAGCAUUGGCGUUAAAGCAGCUGCUAAAGCAGGAUCAAGGGUUCUGGGUGCGAUUGGUUUAGGCAUAUGCGUGUACGACCUGAUUGAUAAGAGUGAAGAAUUAGUAAAAGACAAUCGGGUCACGGACGCCAGCGAGCUCUUACGGGAUUCAGCCAGGGAAAUACUGGAAGGCCGACAAAAGCUAAAGGAACAGCUGGAUGCAAUGCAUGAAAUCAUCAAAAAAUUGGAACAAGUGAGGAACCUCGUCAAGAACUUGGGGGGAUAUUCUCUCAACGAGAAUAAAAAUGGACAGAAAGUAAUAGACUAUAUCAUGGGAACAUGUACAGACAGCACAGUUGUCUCCUGGCUUCGGAAAUUAACUCAUCAGAUUGAAUUUGUGAAUCUUCUACGAUUUUAUAUGGAGAGUUUGGAACACAUUUUUGAGAAAUUGAGGAGGCCUGGCGGAGGUCACAUAAACAUUGUGAUUGUGGCUCAUGGCAGAAUUGUCGACCAAUUUAUGCCAGCAGGUGGCCUGGUGCCCACACCUAACAUCAUAGACACCAUUCUUUACUCUCCGUGGAACUGCAGCAUUGAUUCCCGUGCUGCAUUUGGAAUUGCUCAAGGGAUCAUUGAAGUGACAAACAGAAAGUUUCGCAAUAGGCUUUACUGUGAGCCGAACCCUUUGCCACAACACUGGAAUAGCAUGCGAAGAUCUCUCCACAACAUCCCAGGGAUCCUUCUAUCCCCUGUGACCCCUGAAGAUAAAGCAUGGGCCUUUUUUGACUGUUUUUGGGAGAGUAGAAGCAUGAAAAUUUCAGACCGUAUUAUUAUCCCAUAUCUUGUCCCAAAAGAGGAGGUAAAGGCAUUUGGAGAGAUCCCCCUGUACAUGUUCAUAUUUUUGUCAUCAUUCAUACUCAUGCUCUAUGGUAAAACAGCUACUGUGCAUCUGGCUGCUUGUUUGGACCGUGCAGGAAGUCCAAAAAGGCCAGUAGAGUGGAGAAGACAGUAUGCCUACACCAAUGAUGGAACCGUUAUGACUAUGAACUUGGAUAAUAAGUGCAUGAACUCUAUGUUUUUCAGUGCCUUAAGAUCAAUGUUUGACCGCAGAUAAAUCACCUGAACUGCAUCUGGGUCAUUCCUGACAUAUUAUGCAGGGCUGGAGAAUGACCCAGAGUGCUGCAGUUUAAUGCGUAAGACCAGCCCAUUUAUUCAUGUUGGAAGAACUUUGAUAACAGAAGUGAGAGUUUAGGUCUUUCUAUCCCAUCAUAUUAACUACUGACGUUUAAUCGCAACAUAAAGAUAAAUAACAAAUUGCAUACCGGCUAUUGUGCUAUGCUAAUUCCAACUGUAAAAUUAUAUAUAUAUAUAUAUAUAUAUAUAUAUAUAUAUAUAAAAAAAGGCUUUGCACUUAAAAAAGUAUUUCAGUAAAAAAAGAAAAAAAAAGAAAACAGUCACUGAGAAACUCAAGAAAAACGUCCCUACUCUCUCCUAGUAAUGAAUUAAGAAAGACAAAGAAAGCUUUCAUUGAAAGCUUUAAUGUAGAAAACAGAACAACAACAACAUCAACAGGCACAGCAGCUUAGGCAGCACUUAUAUUUUCUCAUACGCACUUCCUGAAUUCUCCUCAUUAACCCCGUAAAUGCUGGUGCUGAAGAAAUCAGCAAAUCACAACUAUUACAGACUCACUGCUGUGCUGCAGUAUAGUGCUGUAUAUACAGGAGAUCAAUUACAGUGUGAAAUACAUUACUCAUUAUAGCAAUUUUAAAAAACGGACAACAUGCUGCUUUAAUAAUAACUACAGAUGGAUCUGCUGCAUGUCAUAUAUCAAAAAAGUCUACAUUAUAUAUAUAUUAGUUGUGCUUAUAGAUGUGCAGUCGAAUUCUAAUAAAGUGUUUGAUGAAGUCAUAAAAAGCUUGUUUUUUGUUUCACUUGCUUUGUGUGUAAAACUUGUGGGUUUCACCUGUGUACGCCAUAAUUAAUUAUAUAUUAAUAAUCUGCAUUAUAUAAUUCUGUUAAUCAUUUUGUAUUAAUCUUUUUAAAAAACUGUGUCUUACACCCUUCCAUAGUAACACAUACACAUUAACAAAGUAACUUUAAAUCAUUUGGAAACUUUUAGUUAAUUCAGUUUAUACAUAGUAUUGUUAACACAUGAACAGGCUACAUACAAAUUCAUUCCAAUUUAAGGCUUUAUUAGUCUAUAGUAUCACUAUUCAUGGAAUUAAUGUAUAAUAAUGGUAGGAUUACAGCACACAAUUCUUUGUCCUCUAUUCUUUUAAUUACAUUUUAAAUCAAUUUGAAUCUUAUGCACUUAGAUUAUUUUAUAAUUCUAUUUUUGUAAAUCCUUUUGAUGUAAAGCACUUUGAAUUAUCAUUGUGUAUGAAAUGUGCUUUAUAAAUAAACUUGUCUUGCCUUUUGUGUGACAAUCUAAAGUGAGAAAUAUUUAGCCCUAAUAAAACAUUUA